This is a messenger RNA of Juglans regia (Persian walnut), 1630 nucleotides long. RefSeq names its product glycerol-3-phosphate acyltransferase 5-like. The coding region runs from base 113 to 1600 and encodes 495 amino acids. Gene Ontology annotation, molecular function: glycerol-3-phosphate 2-O-acyltransferase activity; phosphatase activity. The record is from RefSeq and is a predicted model, not a curated record. Gene Ontology annotation, cellular component: membrane. The transcript is spliced from 2 exons. NCBI's taxonomy places the organism in Eukaryota, Viridiplantae, Streptophyta, Magnoliopsida, Fagales, Juglandaceae. Gene Ontology annotation, biological process: cutin biosynthetic process.
ACCAAUACUGUAAAGCUAAAAACCAUUAACGCAUUGUCAUCCUUAUCCAAGAACCGGACAUUCUUAACACAGGAACGUCCUUGCAUAGGGAAAAAAUACUAGAUCACGAGAAAUGAAAAAUGCCCGAGUGGAGUCGGUGGUUGCGGAGCUCGAAGGCACCCUUCUGAAGGACCAAGACCCCUUCUCCUACUUCAUGUUAGUGGCAUUCGAAGCCUCGGGUUUGAUUAGGUUUGCGUUGUUGCUGAUGUUAUGGCCCGUGAUUUGCUUGCUGGACAUGAUGAGCAUGGCGGACGCGGGGCUCAAGCUUAUGAUCUUUGUUGCAGUCGUGGGUGUUCGUGAAUCCGAGAUCGAAUCAGUGUCGAGGGCAGUUUUGCCGAAGUUUUACAUGGAUGGCAUUGAUACGGAGGCAUGGAAAGUCUUUAGCUCGUAUGACAAGAGAGUUGUAGUGACCAAGACACCGAGGAUUAUGGUGGAGAGGUUUGUGAAAAAGCAUUUGCGAGCUGAUGAGGUUCUCGGAAGCGAACUUGUUCUGAACCGCUUUGGUUUUGCAACGGGUUUUGUAGAGGAAUAUGAUAUUCGUCCUCUCUCUGAUCGGGUGGCAAAGCUUUUUGUAGAUGAACCGCCAAGUUUAGGAUUAGGAAGGCCUACAUCAGCUGCUGAUUCUUCGUUCUUGUCGCUAUGCAAGGAACAAGUACAUCCAUCAAUGACCAGCAACCAAAAGCAGGACCGCCAGGUCCUCCGCCCGCUACCUGUAAUCUUCCAUGAUGGCCGCCUAGUCAAGAGGCCAACACCAUCGACUGCCCUCCUGAUCCUCUUAUGGAUGCCCUUAGGCAUCUUGCUUGCAAUAAUCCGCAUUGUUGUGAGCUUGAUGGUACCAAUUUGGGCUAUUCCCUACUUGUCUCGGCUAUUUGGUGGCGAGGUAAUUGUCAAAGGCAAACCACCCCCGCCUGUGUCUGAUGGCAACACCGGGGUACUAUUUGUGUGUACCCAUCGAACCCUAUUGGACCCCGUGGUCCUUUCCACCGUACUCAGACGUAAAAUCCCAGCUCUGACAUACUCUAUCUCUCGAUUAACAGAGAUCCUAUCACCAAUCCCCACCAUCAGGUUAACGCGAAUACGUGAAGUGGACGCAGAGAAAAUCAAGCAACAAUUGACCAAAGGAGACCUAGUGGUUUGUCCUGAAGGAACAACAUGCAGGGAGCCCUUCCUUUUAAGGUUUAGCGCACUAUUUGCUGAACUAACAGAUCGAAUUGUACCGGUGGCUAUGAACUAUCGUGUUGGGUUCUUCCAUGCAACAACGGCUGGGGGUUGGAAAGCACUGGACCCCAUUUUCUUCUUCAUGAACCCUAGGCCUGUCUAUGAGGUCACGUUCUUGAACCAGUUACCAGUCGAAGCAACAUGUUCUUCUGGGAAAAGCCCGCAUGAAGUUGCAAACUACGUGCAAAGGAUCUUGGCUGCUACGCUAGGGUUUGAGUGCACGAACUUUACUAGGAAGGACAAGUACAGAGUGCUGGCUGGAAAUGAUGGAACUGUAUCUUAUAAUUCGAUCAUUGAUCAGAUUAAAAGGGUGGUGAGCACCUUCAAGCCGUUUAUUCACUAAGUUAAUAUUAGACAAAGAUUGAUUUCUUUA